This is a messenger RNA of Eurytemora carolleeae, 1935 nucleotides long. RefSeq lists its product as uncharacterized. NCBI's taxonomy places the organism in Eukaryota, Metazoa, Arthropoda, Copepoda, Calanoida, Temoridae. Bases 120 to 1391 code for a protein of 423 amino acids. The record is from RefSeq and is a predicted model, not a curated record. The transcript has 14 exons.
AGAUCCAGAAAAGUAAUAUUAUUCAUAAAUUCAAAGAAUCAAGAUUCAGUUUGAUGAAGAGUCUUCCAAAGAAACAGCUGAACUCCUAGAUAGAGAUACAGGUGAACUCCUAGAUAGAGAUGAACGGAUUUGUUCUUUUUUCCCUCCUCACUGCACAAGUAACUCAAGGAACAUUGUUUGGUAUUCGAAUUCGUGAUGCUGCCCCCUUAAACAACGGGUAUUCUGCUCCAAACCAACCUCCCAGAUAUAAUCCAUAUCAAUCUGGAAAUGUGCUGGAUGGGAUUAACAAUUUGAAGGCUGGAGCUCUCAGAACUGGAUCCAAUGCUCUUAGGUUUAAGGGAAACUUGUUUUAUGGAGGAGCCAAUGCUCUAGACAAUGCAGCAAAUAAUCUGAGUCCGAUGCAGAUUGCUAUUUUGAGACAAAACCAAUUAAGCUCACUAGAGCUUCCACUUCAAGGGAAUGGAAAUCAGCAAUAUGGGAGCAGCUACCAGAAACCUUCCUACAGACCUUCAACUGAUGUUAUACCGAAGGAAAACAUGUUUAACAUGAUGAAUGAUAUGAAUGAAUUUGAUUCAAUGACCCCCAUGAAUCCAGGUUCAGUAUCAGAUGUGGAUUUAGCUUCAGAAACCGGUUUUGUACGAGGUUUACCUGGAAUCCCGGACACUGUGGAUGUUGGACUUUUGGAUGAUAUCUCAACAUCUUCACAAAGGCUAAGGGUUAAAAGUCUUAGAUCCAGUUUAAUAGGCCCCAGAAUCCAACAGUGUGAAGAGAAAUUAACCCAGCUUGUUGGAGACAUCUUUAUUGGGAAUGAAAUGAUUCCAGAUAUUAUUGAGUCUCCCCCUCUCUACCCUUUAGACCUAACAUACAGAACAGUUCGAACUUUUCCUGGAAUGAGGGUUACAGCUGGUACCACUAGAUACAAACCAAUGAUGCACUGGCCAUCUGAAGAUGGAGCAUUGUAUACUCUUAUUGUUUCCAAUUUGGAUAUUAACACACGGAAAAACAGAACCUUAUCUGAAUUCUGGCACUGGUUUGUAGCGAAUAUACCUGGAGACUCUGUAGAUGACGGAGAGGUCGUCUUUGAUCUUCUUUUCCCUCUUGUACUGCCAGAAGGAAACGGUGAUCAUAGAUUUGGAUAUUUUGUGAUGAAGCAACCUCGAGCCCUGGACUACAGUGAUGAGGGUGGUCCAACGGACUCCUGUAGUCCACAGAUGUCCAACGGACGAGGUCCACGGAGGUCAACUAAGGACUUUAUGAAGAAAUAUGGACUUGAACUUACAGCUUCUACAUUUCUAAUUAUUGACUCAGACGAGACAAGUCUGGAGAUUGCCUGCAGAUGGCAGACAUGUAUGGGAGGACAGACCUUUGUUCGGAACUUGGAUUGCCUGUAGGUGCAUGUACACUGUACAGUGUACACAGUACACACUGUCCAUCUCAGAUUUUUUAAUUCAAAAAUUGUAAUAUAUUGUUUUUCUUCGGCUGUUGUAUUGCUUGUAAUGAUUUAAGACUGGGAAAACUAUAGUCUGUGUUUGUAUUUUAAAUUCAUGUUCUAUGAUAUAACUCUGUAAAUCAAAAGUAUGUUUACAAGAUCAAUUAUGCCAUCGUUUUAGAUUCUUAAUUUUCGUGAUUACAUUUAAUAUUUUUACACUGAAAAAUUUAAUUGACUUUUUUAAAAUGAAAUUUUAGCUUUGAUAAAGGAAAUGCGAAAUGUUCUUUCUUAUACUAAUAUCAAUUUUAGGUUAUGAAUUGUAUCUACCUGGCAAGUUAUUUUCUAGGCCAAAUUAUAAAAAAACAUGCACUAAAUAAAUUUCGCAGUUUUUGUUUAUUUUCGUAAAUUGAUGAGGUUAAUAUUACGACACAGAUAUGUUCUGAAAUCUGUGGAAUAAGAAGAUGAUGGUUAGACAAAUUAUGAUUUUAAAUCGUCCAUGGUAAGUU